Fukomys damarensis (Damara mole-rat) is the source of this 1558-nucleotide messenger RNA. Its product is annotated as probable low-specificity L-threonine aldolase 2. Gene Ontology annotation, cellular component: cytosol. NCBI's taxonomy places the organism in Eukaryota, Metazoa, Chordata, Mammalia, Rodentia, Bathyergidae. Gene Ontology annotation, molecular function: L-allo-threonine aldolase activity. Bases 357 to 1277 code for a protein of 306 amino acids. Gene Ontology annotation, biological process: glycine biosynthetic process; L-threonine catabolic process. The record is from RefSeq and is a predicted model, not a curated record. The transcript has 6 exons.
AAACCACAAGAAAGUUUUGGUGGCCUGUGUGGCGGAGGCUGUGGCCCAGGAGGAAGGAGGACACAGACAGCUGCCUGAGGGGCUUUGAGCCCAGCUGUGUGGUUACCAAGACUAUAGCCUGCAGCUGGCAGACCAGGCUCCCACCCCGCCCACUGGGCACUCACCACACCUCACCCAGGGGCGCGCCUCUCAAAGAUGCACUGGGAACGGUGCCUGAGUGUGGCCAGCCUGCAGCCACACCGAGCAUAAGUGUUGAUAAGGCCUUCCCUGGCCCACCCCCUCGCUUCCCAGAGCUGCAGGAGCAGGCUGCGGAGCUGCUGGGGGUGGAGCGGACUCUGUUUGUGCCCACCAACACUAUGGCCAACCUCAUCUCUGUGAUGGGUCACUGUCGGCGCCGGGGCUCCCAGCUCCUCCUCGGGCAGGAGUGCCACCUCCAGGUCUAUGAGCAGGGCGGGGUGGCUCAGCUGGCUGGGGUGCUCGCCCACCCGCUCCCGGACAUGCCGCAUGGCACGCUGGACCUGGCUGAGCUGCAGAGGGUGCUUGCUCGGGGCCACAGGAGCCCCUACCACCCAGUGUGUGAGCUGGUGUGCCUGGAGAACACGCACUGCAGCUCUGGAGGCCGAGCCCUGCCCAUCGACUACCUCCGCCAGGUGCACCUCCUGGCCAGGACCUAUGGGGCCCAUGUCCACCUGGAUGGGGCCCGGCUGAUGAACGCAGCGGUGGCUCUGCGUGUGCCCCCCACCCGGAUUGUGGAGCACUGCGACUCUGUGUCUUUCUGCUUUUCCAAGGGCCUGGGUGCACCAGGAGGGGCAUUGGUCGGGGGGCCUAAGGAGUUCAUUGAAGAGGCCUGGCGUUUCCGGAAAGCCCUGGGUGGAGGCAUGCGCCAGUCAGGGGUGCUGGCUGCAGCAGCCCUGGUGGGCCUGGCUGGCGCAGAGGCAGCCCUGCUGCAGGACCACGGGAACGCCCAGAGAUUCGCCAAAGGACCUGGCCUAGGUCUCCAGGAGCUGGCAUCACCCAUCUGCUCUGUGGAUCCUGCCACUGUGGAGACCAACAUGGUGCUGGUGAGGGUGAACGGGCUGUCACCCAUGGAGCUGUGCCAGCGUCUGCAGGCUGUGAGCACUGAGGAGGUGGCACAGAUUGGCUGUGGUGUGCGUGUGCUGCUGUUUCCCUGGACAGAAAGGUCUGUGCGUGCUGUGUGGCACCGUGACAUCUCCACCCAGGACACUGACCUAGCUCUGAGGAAGUGGGAGUUUGUGCUGAGACAGCUGGAGCCCUGAGGACAAGGUGACCGGAAAUCCCAUGUCCUGGCUGGGACUGAAGCAGGGAGAGGUGUUCAGAGCCUGUGGCCUAGCAGCCUGCCGGAAGUAAAGCCAACCUCUGGGGAGAGGCGACACUAUCCAAAGCCUCGGGUCCUCAACAGUGACUCAUUCAUGGGAUCAGACAAGAGGUGACCAAAAAUCAAGGGGAAAAACCAGGCAAACAGACCGGAGGGUGAUCAAGAUAAUGGAGUUAUUAGAUACAGGAUUUAAGGUAAAAUACUGAAGGAAUUACCAGGCAA